AUGAAAGUUAUUCUCACAGGCUCCACGGGCUUUGUUGGUGGCGAAAUCUUAUCUCAAUGCCAGCAGCAUCCAGCCAUCACCUCCAUCGUAGCGCUAAGCCGGCGUGACUUGCCAGCCCACGAGAAGCUUCAAGUCGCGAUAGUCGAAGACUUUCUGAAGUAUCCCGACUCCGUUCGAGAGCAAAUCAAGGAUGCCGAUGCCUGUAUUUGGACCCUGGGCAAGGCUCGCAUGCCUGACAACGACACAGCUCGGCGCGUGAGUCUGGACUACACACUUGCUGCAGCCCGAGUCUUCGAACAGACCUGCCAGAAACCAUUCCGGUUCAUAUACUGCAGUGGCGCUGCAGCUGAAAGGGACCAGACCAAGCCACUGUGGUUUAUGCAAGACUACCGACGCAUUAGGGGUCAAGUCGAAACCGAAGUUUUGGAUUUUGCUCAUGAGCAUACUGACUUCGAGGCGCAUAUCAUGCGACCGGCUAUGAUUGUGACGCGAGACAUGAGUCUGCGCAGUCUUGCGUUUAGUCUGGGACCGUCGGUUAAGGUGGAUGAUCUUGCUCGUACUAUGCUGGAUUUAGCAUUGAAUGGUGGACGGAAGCAUCUCUGGGAGAAUGCUGACCUGAACUAG
Messenger RNA from Penicillium nucicola, 624 nucleotides. Its product is annotated as putative nucleoside-diphosphate-sugar epimerase. Bases 1 to 624 code for a protein of 207 amino acids. Lineage: Eukaryota; Fungi; Ascomycota; Eurotiomycetes; Eurotiales; Aspergillaceae. The record is from RefSeq and is a predicted model, not a curated record. The transcript has 3 exons.